Molecule: messenger RNA, 1853 nt
Organism: Saccostrea cuccullata (small rock oyster)
Lineage: Eukaryota; Metazoa; Mollusca; Bivalvia; Ostreida; Ostreidae
Product: phytanoyl-CoA dioxygenase domain-containing protein 1-like
Exons: 11
Coding region: 85-1026 (313 amino acids)
Source: RefSeq, a predicted model, not a curated record
GAUAACUCUAUUGUAAACAAUCGCACCUAGCGAGUUGCCUCAAGAGGGUAAAGUACUAGCCCUCAAAGGUUGUGAUUCAGAGCCAUGUCACCUCCUGCACCAGUUGAGAUCAGACCUGGGGUUCCAGAUUACAGUACUGUACAUGAACCUCUGGGAGAAUUGUUUGAACCUAUUACAAAUCCAGAGGGAUGGAAAAAGCACCUGCUACCAGGGGACAAGGUAGACCAGUUCUGGAGAGAUGGAUUUCUACUUAAUGUCCCCCUGCUGUCUCCAGAGCAGUGUGACAGGAUACUAGAGGACUACAAGAUCUUCACCGGUGAAACAACACAUCCUGGCAUGGACAUGAUGUAUGAAUACCAUAGUAACCAGAGUGGUGACCCCAAUAAUGUCCUGAUUCAUGCGUUAGGACACUGGAGACUGACCAAGCUGUUCCAUGACCUUGCCUUCCUCCCUCAAGCUGUGGUUCCUACUUCACAAUUACUUGUGAAGGACAAAACACUACCUGUGAGGUUUUGGCAUGAUCAGUUGUUUGCCAAGCCUGCUCAACAUGGUGGCUGUGUGGCAUGGCAUCAGGAUUACUCCUAUUGGACUAGGACACAGCCAAUGCAGCAUCUUACUAUACACAUUGCCCUGGAAGAUCAAACCAAAGAAAAUGGCACAUUGUACUACAUACCAGGCUCACACAGAUGGACAAGAGAUGGAAAUCCUUUACCAGUCACUGAUUUCGAUUUUAAAGACAUGGAAUCCAUUAUGACUGUGUUAACAGAGGAAGAAAAAAAAGAAUUCCAGCCCAUACCAUCCAUGCUAAAGAAAGGAGAAGCCAGUUUCCAUCAUGCGAUGGCUGUUCAUGGUUCCUAUGGUAACAGGUCAGAUGGUCCAAGAAGAGCCAGUGUCCUGAACUACUUUGCUGAUGGCACAAUAUCUAACACAGACGAUGAACUUCUCAAAGGCAUCACAAUUCCUACGGGUAGAAAAAUGGAAGGACAAUUUUUUCCACUUGUGUUUGAUCCAAAGUGGAUGGAAUGAUUCCAAUAAGUGAGCUAACAAAGGAAGAAACUGACAAUUUAUAGCUUUGACUGUAGACAUUUGAUUACUGUAAAUUAAGAAAUUUCAAAUAUGUAAAGAAAACAAUCUUGUUGGAAAAAAAAUAAGAAAAUAAUUAAGGCAUGUACACAGAAAUGCAGGAUUCCUCUAGGAAUCAUAUUGUCCAUCCUGUCAAUCACUCUUUUGGUUUGAUAUUACAUGUAUUUCAAUAUACCCGGUGGUGUUUCGAUUCUUGCAUGGAGGUACUUUACUAUAGGAAUAAAACAAGUAGAGAGUGUAGUGUCAUAUCACUUUGUCUGUGUUUGAAUAAUAAUUAGCUCAAAGCAUUUUCAGUAUAAUAUUCUCAUGUUUAACACAGAACUUUAUUAUCAGAGAAAAGCUAAAAUAAAUAAAUUUAAGGGUUGAUAGAAUGUAUAGAUGUUCAUCUUUUGUUUACUUUGUGAAAAAAAAAAUCUUUUAAUUUUUUACAUACACUUUUAUAUCUUCUUUCUGUGCAGUAUAUGGCUUUGUACUUUGGAUACCCAAAACAUGUAUAUCUUAUUGAUAUAACAUCUUUAAAAUCAAGAAGCAAUGAAACAAUGAAAACUAGUAUUAUUAUAUUAUAUUAAUAUUAUAGCUGGUUAUGAAGUUAUAUGUUACCCCAAGUAUGAGAGCCUGAGAGAUGUUCAAUCAAAAUGUUCUCUAAUACAUGUAUUUUAUUGCUGGCUUUUUGUUUUGUUUUUCUGUUUUAUACAGAAUAUCUUUAUAAGUUACUUAUGAUUUCAUAUUGAUUAUGAACAAAAUAAAACUUAUAAAUAUGCCCAAGCCUU